Molecule: messenger RNA, 6684 nt
Organism: Erpetoichthys calabaricus (reedfish)
Lineage: Eukaryota; Metazoa; Chordata; Cladistia; Polypteriformes; Polypteridae
Gene: arid3a
Product: AT rich interactive domain 3A (BRIGHT-like)
Biological process (GO): regulation of transcription by RNA polymerase II
Cellular component (GO): nucleus
Molecular function (GO): DNA binding
Source: RefSeq, a predicted model, not a curated record
GUUGGUGUGACCCCUGUAACAAGUGCGCUGAUCACCUCUGCCAGGUACCCUGCCAGGCUGUCGACGCCACCGCCGCUGUGCUCGACAUAAUGCCGGCGGUUGUUUUCAGUUGCGCGUUAACACCUGCAGGCGACGCUCUACGCCCGACUUGGUCUCCAUGGAUACAAAUGGCACCCCGCACAUGUCGGGUCUGGCAGGAAGGGGCGGGUGGGCGUUUUGGUAAGGGGGCAGCUGUCGCACGGGCCAGGGCGCUCCACCAGCUGAGGAGGAAGUGUGGCCUUUGAGAGGUCAAAGGUCGGGCCGCCCCCCCUCAUUAAUCGACUUCUGUCUCUCUCUUCCGCACUGCUGGCUUUUCAAGUUUUCGGCUCGCUUGUCGCUUCUGUUCUCAAAUAAAGAUUUCAUAACCAAGCAGGGGUGACCCUCGCAUGGCCCCGCCCCGGACUCCGAGGACGGAGAAGUGGGCGACGCGGCGUCCCUCAUUAUUUGUUAAAUCACGCGUGUCCCCGCCCCCUCCUCACGUUCGCUCGUUUAUUGUCACACGCACUAGGAAAUACGGUAGCGCGCAUGCGCCCUGCGAAGUCCUCGCCUCCGCUGCAGGGACUACGGCGGUCUUGUUAAAAGUCCCCAGCGCUUGAACGCGUGCGCUUCUCGGCUCAUCGCUUCGUUCCAGCGACUCGAUUGAUGGCUUUUGCCGUCUUGCGGCACACCCGAGCACUGGAGGCUGAUCGCAGUCGGACUGUCGCUUGAGGCUGCGCUGGGCGCUGGUUCCCGAGGUGGCCUUUUUUGAGACGGUGCCUUGAGCUCUGUUCAGCCCGCCCUUCGCCACUCGGGCCCCCAGCGUCGGCCUCUGAUUCAGAGGUUAGGAAUUUGCAUCAGAUCGCUCGCCGUUUGUCACCCGAAGGCCGCGAGCCCGCCUUACACCGGGGCCACGACACGACGAUGCCUUCCAAGUAGUCCCGGACGCCACAGUCCCGCUCGAUCGCCGAGGAGUGCGCUCGUUUUCCAGAGGGAUUCACCGGGCGGGGGGUCGGAAUGCGACCCCUCCUUUCAAGUUCCAAAGAGUUCGCCCAGAUCGACGGAAGCGGAUUAGGCUCUUCUCUUGUUUGCUGGCAGCACCAAGCACCCUCCACAACACUGCGCCCACUCCAGCCCAUUGACUCCCACUGAGAGACAUGCGUUGCUCAAGUCGAGCUGGGACGGCACACAUCUGCCACUGCACUGCAUAAAAAUAGCGGCAGGACUCUGGAUGGUCAAAGCGAAGCCCUCCAAGGUGCCAGGUUUGACACCCAAGGUCAGUGCUUGCAAAAGCAAAGGGGAGUGCUGACUGAAGCCUCUCGGCUGCACCUCUUUUAGAGAAGCAUCGGCUUCAGGAGAUUGGCAGAACAGUUUUAAAUGCUCUGAGGCCCAGCCCUCUGAAGCAGCUUGACAGGAUCUCCGAUUUAGGCACAUCUUUCUCUCAUUGUCUAGGCCUGUGGCCUCCAAGAAAACAUCUCCAUGGCAAUGAAGCUGCAAGCCGUCAUGGAGAACUUGCACAGGCAGCAGAGGGCCAAACUUCAAAUGGAACUUGAGCAACAGCAGCAGCAGCAAUUAGCCAGCCAUUCCCAGGCUCCACCGACAUCCGCUUCCAACUCAAGGAAAGAAGACUCGACAGAAAGCAAAGCCAGCAAAAGCUUCGGGCAGGAGGACGUGGCUGCAGAACAAGCACCAGGACUGCAGCGCACUCAGAUGGCAGCUCUGGCAGCGAUGAGGGCUGCAGCGGCGGGACUUCAGAGGCACUCAGAUAGUUCACUCUCUGAGAAUGGUAGCACAGUCCCCGAGGAAGAGGAGGAUGAGGAAGAGGAUGAUGAAGAGGAGGGAGCUGAGCGCUACAAGGAGAUGAUGGGGUCAGAUGAGGAGGAGCACAUCAAAAGAAAAUGGGAUGAGGAAGACUUUGAAGAGGAAAUGGAAGACGAUUUUGAUGACUUGGAUGAGGAAGAGGACGGUGAAGAGAGUAGAGCCAUAGGAGAUGCAACUGUAGGCGGUAAGACCUUGGCUCACCCUCACCGUCCAGUUCCAGCUCACUCACAGUUCCUGAAGAUGAAGACCCCUGUAGGCCAGGACCUGCGCAUAGCCAGCCUCCCGGGCCAGGGGUCCCACAGCCAGGCAGUGGGUCAGGAUCACGGCGACUGGACGUACGAAGAACAGUUCAAGCAGCUGUAUGAACUCGAUGCCGAUCCGAAGCGUAAAGAGUUUCUGGACGACCUCUUCAGCUUCAUGCAGAAGCGAGGGACUCCUGUCAAUCGGAUUCCCAUCAUGGCCAAGCAGGUGCUGGAUCUCUACAUGCUGUACAUGCUUGUGACCGAGAAGGGCGGGCUGGUGGAGGUCAUAAACAAGAAGCUGUGGAGAGAAAUCACUAAAGGCCUCAACUUGCCUACCUCGAUCACCAGUGCAGCAUUCACCCUCAGGACCCAAUACAUGAAGUAUCUGUACCCUUACGAAUGUGACAAGCGGGGACUCAGCAACCCUAAUGAACUGCAGGCAGCCAUUGACAGCAAUAGAAGAGAAGGGCGCAGACAAGGCUUUGGGGGGACGCUCUUCACCUACUCCCCCAAUGGGACUCCCACCAUGCUGUCCUCUCCCAAGCUGGGCAUGCCCAGUAUGAAUGUAGCUGUAGUGACCAAUGGAGGAUCUCUGAAUCCUAUCCCAAAGAUCAAAACAGAAGAUGAUGGCGGGCCUGUAUCCUUGCCAAGCCGCAUGCCAGUGGCUUGCCCCGGUCACUCCAUGGUGGCAGCUCAGGCGGGCAGCAGUACAGCGGCAGCAGCUCAGGCAGCCAUGGCUGCUCAGGUGGCUGCACUGGAACAGCUGCGGGACAAGCUAGAUGCAGGGGAGCCACCUGAAAAAAAAAUGGUGCUGAUGGCAGAUGAGCAGCAGAGAAUCAUGCAGCGAGCCCUGCAGCAGAAUUUUCUGGCUAUGAGUACCCAGAUUCCCAUGAACAUCCGCAUAAACAACCAAGAAAGCCGCGGCGAGUCCAGUAUGAGCCUUUCAUCAGGUGGCCUCAACAGCAUCAACAUGUCGGUGGAGCUCAAUGGUGUCGUCUACACAGGGGUACUGUUUGCUCAGCCAGCAGGCACCAGCUCAUCCACGCCCUCCGCACCCAGCAACAGCAAGGCAAGUGGUGGCCGAAGCGCCCCCAGCGCAGGACUUCCUGUUUCUCACACAUCUACCUCAUCGUCUUCAUGCACCUCCAACCCCUCGCCUUAGAAGCCGCAGGACCCCCGGACAGGUGAUGCCAAGUCAAAAGCUUUCCUGCUACUCCUACUCCUACUAUUACUACUACUAUUACUACUACUAAUGCCAAAAACGGGAACAGGAAGUUUGAAGUACACUAUCUAUCUCAGGUUAUGACAGGAGUCUCCUCCGCAGUGGCCAGUGGGAGGCGCUACAGCCAAGCAGAUGAUUUCAGUAGCAGGAGAGAGAGAAGUGCGACCUGUGAAUAAUUUAUUUUCUCUGAAAUGUACAGAAUAGCAGAACAAAGCAAAGUGAUGCACUGUUUACACAUUUUCAUAUUCAUACUUACCUCCACGUGUCCGUGCUCAGUGUUUCUGACACAACUUCGUCUUUUUAUUUUAUUUUGAUUUUAUUUUUUUGGUUAACUAAGCUCAACAACAAAAAAUAACAUGUAAAUAUUUUCUAUUUUAUUCAGGAAAAAAAAAAAAUACUGAAGAUUUCUAUAUUUCAGGGCAAACCAAAGCACCGAUGUGACCUCACGCUUUCAGUGACACUUUCAUUUUUAUUUUUAUUAUUAUUAUUAUUAAUAUUAAUAUUAUCGGGAUGGGUUGGGGGGUUUCGUUGGCAUUUCGGGCCAACCACACGCCAGAGCACAAAGGUCAGCGAGGCGUCUUACGGAGACCAAGCCUUUUCCAGCGGACGUGUCGGUUUGUGCGUUGCGGUUGUUGUUGUUGUGUUUAAUUUUCGGUUUGGUUCUUUAUGGCUUAUUGUGUGCCGGCCCUCGAGCUGCACACUGUCCGGACCACGCCGUCUACAAGCGGACUGAACGAUGAAGACUUGUGCUGUUGGGUUUCCACAAACUUCAGGGAGGCUGCCGCUGGUCUCCGGCUCCGUUGCGCAUUACUGGCAGCCUCACGUGCCGCUGGCGUCUUGCGUUCCUCCUCGGCCUGCUCAGAUGUUUCUCAGUCUUUCUUCUCAGGGAGCUCGAUGGAACGGAUUAAUAAAAUGAAUGAAUCGUACGCCUAUGCAUUGACAGUCGUGAACAGCGCGCCUCGUCUCGGCGAUUUUACGAAUGUUGUGACCUUUUUUGGGUUUCUCUUUUUGAACCGCUGUUUCUCUUUCUCGACUACAGGGUGACUGCUUUGACACUCACAUAUAUCCUCCCGCCGUUUCUUUGGCUAGCUGUCUGGGCCAGAGAAUCGGUUGGCACACAAUCUGCCCCCAGCUGAUUCUGAUCAUUUACAGCUGAACGCAAGCCAGCUGGUGACAGACUUCGCGUGUGACAAUCGGGCCAUCAAGCCCACUGCUGAGGCCUCACUGCAGCCCCCUAGUGGUGUGGAUCCUUCCUUCAGCUUAUCAGAAGGGUGCUGCGUGCCAAGCGAAUGCAGGUGGGCGUGUGGACACCCAGCUGUGCCCAUCAGUCCUUCUGGCUUUUUCAUUUAUCUUGUGCUUCUAUCAUUGCUGCUGCUUAACUAAAACGAGACGGUGGGCUUAGCAUUUCUGGGCUGGGGGGGCCGUCUUAUGUUGACAACUUCAUCACUUGUAUGUCCCGCCAGGCUUUUAAUUUCCUGCACUGGACUCGAGCGCCCUGUUGCACCCACGGCCCGCUGAAGGCCCAGCAGGCGGGCACCGUGUACACCAAGACGGAGGAGCCGUGGCCUUGGCUGCCAGUCCUCGCUCAGUAUUCCUGCUCGUCAUCUCGCUUUUCUUUUUCCCUCUUUUGGUGUAAAUGUAAAUAGCCUUUUUUUAUUAUUAUUAUUAUUAUUAUUAUAAUUAUUAUUUUAACUUGUUCUUGAUGCAUUUGUGCAAUUUCCAGACCGCCAAGUGGCAUUUGUGAGGUCCCCGUUUGAAAUAUUGGGGGCUGCAGAAUUCUGCGACUCUUGCUUUAUUUGUGUAUUUAGUUGCUCCGUUUUGGUGUGCUGUUAACCAGCCAAUGAGUGGCGUGACGAGGGGCAUAACGGAGCUACAGCGUCUUGACUGAAGGCGACGACGUGUGCCCAGUCACUAUGGCAGUCGUGACCCAGCGUUUCCUUUGAAAAGGCAGCCGCUUGCCAUGCCCAAUCGUUUUUGAGUUUAGUCCUGCCGACUACGCCACUUGCACGAAUGUUGUUGCUACUUUUCCACUCCUGAUGCCCGUUGGCACCUGUUGUUGUUGGUUUUUUUUUUUUCUCCUUCAUUUUGGCAUGCGAGCUCCUUGCGGGCUUUUCAGCAAAAUUUUGGAGUAGUAUUAUGAUUGACAAUGCUAUGCGGAAUGAUGAUGAUGAUGAUGAUGAUUAUUUUUUUUGAAAUAUCUAUAGAUCUAUAUCUCUUUCUGUCUAUAUAUUUAUACGUGUGACUUUUAUGAUGUGUCAAGUACAAUCUUGUGCUGUUCUUGCUGGAGCUCAAUCGCUCUUCUCAGGGGAUUUCUAAUCAGAAUCAAUCGGACGUGUGACUGUUUACAGCCGCUGUCUGUCUGUCUGUCUGUCCGUCCGUCCGUCCGUCCGUCUGUCUUCUUUCUCUCCCCCCUGCCCGCCCCCUUUUUACGCAGACCUCUGCCUGCCGCUGUUGGCCGCCACUCGUCUCGCUGUCCCCGGCGAACUCCUAGUCUGCUGUUGCUUGUGAGCUUCUGCUGUCUGUCUGUCCUUGUGGCUGCCACUCGCCAGUAGGGGGCGACUCCACAGACCCCAAGACCGCGUCACAUUGCACUUUCGUCUUCAUUGCUCCAUACACUUUGGCUCUCGAGGUGCAAAGAUGGCGUCGUCUCUGCUAGCCCGAGCUCGGCGUUCGUUAGGAGCUCCUAAAAGCUGACAAGCGCGGACCCCCCAGUAGUGCUGAAUGGACGCGCUGCUCGGCCGGCUGUACCCCAACGUGUAGACGUACCAAAAAAAUAAAGCAACAGCCGGGGACGCCGAGGUGACCGAAGCGACCGGCCGCUCAGCGCUCUUAUGCCUUAUGCUGCGACAAUUCACGCGUCAAUCACCCGGGAGAAGAGAAUCCUUCAGACUUUGCUCAUGUUUGGCUUUGUAAGAAUUUUUUGGGGAUUACUUUGUCUAGUUUGUGGUGUGUUUUUUUUUUGUUUUUUUUUCUUUUGGAUAUGAACUGUUGAAGCUGGUUAUACAAAACACAAAGGCCGCCCCCCCCCCGUCUGUGACAUUGAAGAAAACGAGCAGACGGGCGGGCAGGCGGGCGCCUCACAGAGAAGCAUUCAUCCUACGACUCAGGAACAAAUCAAUCGCAUUCUACCUCUGAAGUCAGCCUUGUCUCGCGAGUGUGUGUGUGUGAGAGUGUGAGUGUGUGUGUGUGAGUGUGAGUGUGAGUGUGUGUGUGAGUGUGUGAGUGUGCCAGUCCGUCACGAGUACUUUAUCACGAUUCAGAACACUUGGAAAGAGUUUACAUUUUCUAGCCGUCUUCAGAUUGUAUUUAAACCUCAGCCUAUUUAAAGAAGAGUUGACAAUUGUAAGUGUGAAAUGUCCAAGAAUAAACACGAGUUCUCGCUUA